Molecule: messenger RNA, 3340 nt
Organism: Leucoraja erinaceus (little skate)
Lineage: Eukaryota; Metazoa; Chordata; Chondrichthyes; Rajiformes; Rajidae
Product: signaling lymphocytic activation molecule-like
Exons: 7
Coding region: 194-1345 (383 amino acids)
Source: RefSeq, a predicted model, not a curated record
UGUGCCGCUUCCCUACGGUACCGAGGUUCAUUUGGCAUACAGGCGGAAACGGGAACACUUGGAGAAAACACAACAUGUCAUCAUAGGGUGAACGUACAAACUGCACACGCAGACAACACCAAAGAUAAGAUCUUUGCACAACACCCUUGGUCAGAAUCGUACCGGCGAUGUGAGGCUGCGCAGCUGCGCCGUGAUGGUGUUGAGAUCUGCCCCGGGGACAACAUAUCAUCUACUCGAGCCUCAAUGUGAAACCAGCGCGGACACAGAGAGAGACUUCGGGAGACGGGGAGGAUUCACACGAGGAUUCACCGGGAGACCCGGUAUCGACGCGCGGGCAGUUCGCGGAAGAGCAGGAGAAGGUCUGGGACAGACUGCUGGGAAACCAGGCACUCGUCGCUUGGUGAAUGGGACACUGGGACAGCCAGUCACGUUACCAGGAUGUAUCUCAGGAGAAAACGAUUCAAUCAUCACUUGGGAUUACCGCAGUUCACCAACAACAGGAAAGAUUCAAUUAUGUACAAAAUCUCAAAACAGUCCAAUACAAUAUAAUAAACAGGGAAUCAGGUUAAACCUGAAGGACUGUAGUCUGGAAAUACAGAACCUAACAGAACAUGAUCAAGGUCUAUAUGAAAUGAACUUAAGGACGAAUCUGACUGUCCAUGAACAAGUGACAGAACUGAAGAUUUAUGAACGAGUGUCAUUACCUAUAAUAACUAUCAGUGAAGCCUUCACCGAAGGGGUGUGUAACGUUAGCUUGGUGUGUUCACUGGAGCACGGCACCGAGCCAGUCUACACUUGGUGGUCAGGAGAUGGCAAGGUCACGGCAGAUGGGUCGCACAUACUGACUGAUGAAGGGAGAAGGCUGGCACUCUCCAUACCUCUACCCAACAACAACAGUGUGUACAACUGCACCGUGAGGAACCCUGUUAGUGAGGAGACGCGGAGCAUGGAUCUAACACAGCUCUGUACUGCCCAUGAAGCUGUCCAGCAACAGCAAGCACUCCAUAUUGGCUUGAUUACUGCGGCAAUUGUGGUGGGAGCUAUCAUCUUAGCUAGCGUUGGCUGCAUGUAUUGGAAGAAAAAACCAAACCACGAUGAAGCUCCUAACACAGAAAGGAGAAGUGAACCACCGCUGUAUGCUGUGAUCGGGAGAGCAAACCAGGCCAGGGAGCAGCCACAGAGACAUUUACGUGAACUGGAUGCCAGUGGAGGAGAGCAAAAUGGAAACGCACAGCUUACCACGAUAUACGAUGAGAUAAAAUUCAACCCCAAUCUGGACACUGCAGGGGCAAGACCGAAUGAGGGAAAGGCGCUCUCUGCCCACCGUUUAUCAUCUGAUACGUGAAAUUUAACCCCCAGCUCGAAUUACGCCUUGAAUUGCACGUCUGCGUUUUGCGUUGAACUGCUUGCUGCAAUACUAAUAGCCGACCCGAAUGGCUUGUUUGUUGGGGGCAGAGACCUGGAACUUGUUUACAACUAGAUCAUUGUUUACAAGGCCAAGGCAAAUGGGAGACAUUCAAGUAGGAAAUGUUGGGAAUACACAGCAAGACCAUAAUUUCUAAGGAGGGAACUCGGUGAAAUAGAGACAUGGAGGUGAUGCCGUGGUUUCUGUCGUGGACUUUAACAUCAAAGGAGCCUGCGAUCCACUGCUGAGGAUCGCCUGUGAAGGAGCUCCAACCACGAGGCCUGUGGACCUUAACACCAUGAAGCCUGCGGUCUCCAGUAAGCAGAGGCCGACACGGGAGCAGCAUGCCGUGGAGUGUUCCAAUCCGUGCCGACCCCGGAGUUUCGAUCAUCCCGACGCGAGGGGUUCGGACAUCAGACCGUCGGCAGUGGCGAGUGCGGAGGGUUCAACCCCGACCACGGGUGAAGAAAGGAGGAAGAUGAUUGCACUUUAUUACCUUCCAUCACAGUGAGGAAUGUGGAUUAUGCUGUGGUGGAUGAUUAUGUUCAAUUUUAUUUUAUGUGACUGUGUGUAUUGUUGCUUUUCACUUGGUAUGGCUGUAUUGGAAGAGGGAAUUAGGAUUUGGAAGAGGGAAUUAGGAGCAACACUAGCAAGUUUGCGGCUGACACAAAGCUGGGUGGCAGUGCAAAAUGUGAAGAGGAUGUUAGGAGGUUGCAGGGUGACCGGGACAGGUUGAGUGAGUGGGCAGAUGCGUGGCAGAUGCAGUAUAAUAUAGAUAAAUGUGAGGUUAUCCACUUUGGCGGCAAAACCAAGGGGGCAGAUUAUUAUCUCAAUGGGGUUAGAUUAGGUAAGGGGGAGGUGCAGCGAGACCUGGGCGUCCUUGUACACCGGUCACUGAAAGUUGGAGUGCAGGUACAGCAGGCAGUGAAGAAAUUUAUUGGAAUGUUGGCCUUUAUACAAGAGGAUUUCAGUAUAGGAGUAAAGAUGUUCUUCUGCAGUUGUAUAGGGCUCUGGUGAGACCACAUCUAGAGUAUUGUGUACAGUUUUGGUCUCCUAAUUUGAGGAAGGACACCCUUGUGAUUGAGGCAGUGCAGCGUAGGUUUACGAGAUUGAUCCCUGGGAUUGAGGGACUGUCAUAUGAGGAAAGAUUGAAAAGACUAGGCUUGUAUUCACUGGAGUUUAGAAGGAUGAGGGGGAUUCUUAUAGAAACAUAUAAAAUUAUAAAAGAACUGGACAAGCUAGAUGCAGGAAAAAAAAUAUUCCCAAUGUUGGGCGAGUCCAGAACGAGGGGCCACAGUCAUAGAAUAAAGGGGAGCAUUUAAGAUUGAGGUGAGAAAAAACUUUUUCACCCAGAGAGUUGUGAAUUUAUGGAAUUCCCUGCCACAGAGGGCAGUGGAGGCCAAGUCACUGGAUGGAUUUAAGAGAGAGUUAGAUAGAGCUCUAGGGGCUAGUGGAGUCACGGGAUAUGGGGAGAAGGCAGGCACGGGUUAUUGAUAGGGGACGAUUAGCCAUGAUCACAAUGAAUGGCGGUGCUGGCUCGAAGGGCCGAAUGGACUCCUCCUGCACCUAUUUUCUAUGUUUCUAUGUAGAGUAACUCAAAUAUCACUGCACCUUAAUUAGUGCAUGUGACAAUAAAUGGGAACUUGAACUUGAAUUCAAACUCAGUGGGCUGAAGGAAUGGUUUCCAUGCUGUAUCUCCAAACUAAGGAGAGUAGGGGUAAAGGUAAAAUCAGAUGGGCCAUGACCUUACUGAACACCGAGCAAGCAACAGCACCGUGAAGCAAACCACUGCUACAGAUACGUCUUGUGGUUUUGUUGAUUAAAAGCUGUCAACUGCUGUGUAUUUCCACCAUUUCCUGUUUGUUUCAGCUAUCGUGCCUAUGUGCAUGAAGUUAGAUUUUAUUUAAUUUUGAAGUAAACUUUAUUUAAAACAAA